GCGGACCAACAGCAAACUUCCCCAACUCUGGUAUCUGCUGCUGGGUGUUUGGGAGGACAUUGCUGUGAGUGUGUGAGAGUGUGUGUGUGUGGGGUGGUGUUGGCUGACCAGAUGCAGCUCCUCUCUGGCUGAAGACCCCCUGUGAGAGGCACCGGCAGGAAGAUGAGCGUCUCCUCCAUGGACUUGCUGUCUGAUGCGGAUUCUGAGGAGGACGAACUGUGCUCGUUGGACUGGUUUCACUUCACACUCUCCCGUCACGCUGCCGAGGCCCUUCUACUCUCCAAUGGACUAGAUGGGAGUUAUCUUCUACGAAAAAGUCACGAUGGUCCAAAUUUAUAUGCUUUGUCUGUAAGGGCCAAAGACUCAGUCAAGCACUUCCAAAUUGAACGUACUGAAUGUUCCAUUAAAUUUGGAUUCAGUGAGUUCCGGUCAUUAAAGGAUUUUAUCAGUCACUUUGCCAACCAGCCCCUUCUUGGCAGUGAAACAGGUACGCUUAUUGUACUUAAAUGCCCGUAUCCUCGAAAAGUAGAAGAACCAUCCAUCUAUGAGUCUGUCCGUGUUCACACAGCCAUGAAGACUGGGUGUACUGAGAAUGAUCUGGUCUCUCAAGCACCCUCAUUGGGGACAAAAGAAGGCUAUCUUACAAAACAAGGAGGAAGAGUAAAGAGUUGGAAAACGCGGUGGUUUAUUUUACAUAGGAAUGAACUGAAGUAUUUCAAGGAUAAAAUGUCUUCAGAGCCAAUUAAAACACUGGAUCUAACAGAAUGCACCGGGGUACAAUUUGACUACUCUCAGGAAAGAAUCAAUUGUUUUUGUUUAGUAUUCCCUGAAAGGACAUAUUACAUGUGUACAAAGACGGGAGUGGAAGCUGAUGAAUGGAUCAAGUUAAUUCGCUGGAAACUGAAUCAAAAAAAGAAAUCAGCAGUGUUACAAAAUCUAUGAAGAAAUGUCUCCAGCGAGCAGCUCCACAGAUAUGUGUCUUUGUGAAAAAAAACAAUUGCAACGGGUGAUUGAAAUAAUGGAGUUUAGGGGUCAAAUCCUAAAUAUCAUCCUGCAUUAUCUACAGAGGUUAGCUGUAGUUUUCAAAUCUUCACUUACAGAAUUCUUUAUAGUUACAUAGGCACCAAGACACUGACAGUAAUAAAAAAAAUCAAACGUUCAAUCGAGUAUAAAUACCUGGAACUAAGAAUGCUGUGGAAAACCAAAGACAGUGAAGUACAUACUGUCCAUCUAAAUGUACCACAUGCUGGUGGUCUUUCGUAGCUCACAUUCAACUUGACUGUACUAAAGAUGAGAACAUAGAAUGAGUAAGUAAUUAACUUCAGUUUGUUUAGUGGAACCCCACAAUAUUGAAAUGAUUUAACUUUCUUGCCUGCUCUGCGCAAUCCUUCUACUGUAGCACGUUUUGGUUGGUGUGUUCAUUACUUGGUAUGCUUUGCUGUGUUCAUUAUAAGGUGUUUUUAUUCUCUGCUGCAACUGUGUUUUUAGGUCAUUUAAGUAAGAAUCCAUCAAUAUAAUGCUGUCUGACACAUUUACUUUAUUACCAACUCAUGUAAGUACUGCUAAGUAAAGCAACAAUUAUCUGAUGCCCUGCAGAGUUUUUUUAAUCAACGUCUACAAUUCUAUCUAAUCUGCUGAUUAGGAUGGUUUCAUUUUUUUCUGCUUACUUUUA
Callorhinchus milii (elephant shark) is the source of this 1672-nucleotide messenger RNA. RefSeq names its product dual adaptor of phosphotyrosine and 3-phosphoinositides (gene dapp1). The coding region runs from base 163 to 942 and encodes 259 amino acids. The transcript is spliced from 9 exons. NCBI's taxonomy places the organism in Eukaryota, Metazoa, Chordata, Chondrichthyes, Chimaeriformes, Callorhinchidae. The record is from RefSeq and is a predicted model, not a curated record.